Pangasianodon hypophthalmus (striped catfish) is the source of this 2711-nucleotide messenger RNA. Its product is annotated as fizzy-related protein homolog. Gene Ontology annotation, cellular component: anaphase-promoting complex. NCBI's taxonomy places the organism in Eukaryota, Metazoa, Chordata, Actinopteri, Siluriformes, Pangasiidae. The transcript has 15 exons. Gene Ontology annotation, biological process: positive regulation of ubiquitin protein ligase activity; anaphase-promoting complex-dependent catabolic process; positive regulation of anaphase-promoting complex-dependent catabolic process. Bases 168 to 1655 code for a protein of 495 amino acids. The record is from RefSeq and is a predicted model, not a curated record. Gene Ontology annotation, molecular function: ubiquitin ligase activator activity; anaphase-promoting complex binding; protein binding.
CCACAAUCCUGUGCGCUGUGUAGAACAACAAUCUCCUCGGCUUUAUGCUCAGCUAAAAACACAGAGACGGAGUCACUUUGGGAAUUCACUCAGCGGGUCUGCACAUUUAAAGACUGUCACCUUUUCGACAUUGCGAACCCAAGCACUAUAAAUAACAAUCAAAACCAAUGGACCAGGACUACGAGCGACGGCUGCUACGGCAAAUCAAUAUCCAGAAUGCCAACGCCAGCCCCAUCAAAGCCACAGAGGUCAUGUGUGCACUGACCCCCGCUAACUCUCCUCUAUCCUCCCCAAGUAAACACGGAGAUCGCUUCAUCCCGUCCCGCGCCGGCGCCAACUGGAGCGUCAACUUCCACCGCAUAAACGAGAACGAGAAGUCGCACAAUCAAAACAGAAAGACAAAAGACGGCACGUCAGACAACGGUAAAGCAGAUGGCCUGGCGUACUGCGCGCUGCUGAAGAAUGAGCUGCUGGGAGCAGGCAUCGAGAAGGUGCAGGACCCUCAGACGGAGGACAGGCGGCUGCAGCCCUCAACACCUGAGAAGACAAGUCUGUUUAGUUAUUCUCUAAGUGCCAAGCGUUCGCUCCCUGAUGACGGCAACAGUGUCUCUCCUUACUCAUUAUCUCCUGUCAGCAGCAACAGUCAGAAGCUGUUACGAUCUCCACGGAAGCCCAUGCGCAAGAUUUCCAAAAUUCCUUUUAAGGUCCUGGACGCCCCCGAGCUGCAGGACGACUUUUACCUCAACCUGGUGGACUGGUCAUCUUUAAACGUGCUCAGCGUUGGCCUCGGGACCUGCGUGUACCUGUGGAGUGCCUGCACCAGCCAGGUGACGCGGCUGUGUGAUCUGUCAGUAGAAGGUGACUCGGUCACGUCAGUAGGAUGGUCAGAGAGAGGAAACUUGGUGGCAGUGGGCACUCAUAAAGGCUUUGUACAGAUUUGGGACGCAGCCGCAGGGAAGAAGCUGUCUGUAUUAGAGGGCCACACAGCCAGAGUUGGAGCCUUAGCAUGGAAUGUGGACCAGCUGUCUUCAGGCAGCAGGGACCGCCUGAUCUUGCAACGUGAUAUUCGAGCUCCUCCGCUGCAGUCUGAGCGCAGGUUACAGGGCCACCGACAGGAAGUGUGCGGCCUCAAGUGGAGCACUGAUCACCAGCUCCUUGCCUCCGGUGGCAAUGACAAUAAGCUGCUGGUGUGGAAUCACUCGAGUGUCUUACCCAUGCAGCAAUACACAGAACAUUCAGCAGCAGUGAAGGCCAUCUCCUGGUCUCCUCAUCAGCACGGCCUGCUAGCAUCUGGGGGCGGCACUGCCGACCGCUGCAUCCGCUUCUGGAACACGUUGACCGGGCAGCCACUGCAGUGCACAGACACAGGCUCGCAGGUCUGCAACCUGGCCUGGUCCAAACACACCAAUGAACUGGUCAGCACACAUGGUUACUCUCAGAACCAGAUCCUGGUGUGGAAGUACCCCUCUCUGACACAGGUGGCCAAACUCACUGGCCACUCCUACAGAGUACUCUACCUGGCCAUGUCUCCAGAUGGAGAGGCCAUAGUCACAGGAGCAGGAGACGAGACUCUGCGCUUCUGGAAUGUCUUCAGCAAAACCAGAUCUACCAAGGAAUCGAUAUCAGUGUUGAACCUGUUUACGAGGAUCCGAUAAUAUUUGUGCACAUUUGGAGGUUCUAACAUUUAGGACUUGUAUACACUGAUCAUUAACACGACAGACUGUGUGAGUGAUGGACACUUUGAGGCCCGGCCUCCUUUCUGUGGCUUUGUGAAGAAGACAAGGGAAACGUGGCAACUGCGUCCUCUUACGUUUUACUUGAGUGACAAAAGGAUGUAUUACUGCCAAAUGUCAGUGUGAAUGUUUAGCCGCUGGUUUUUGUAAGUUUUUUUUUUUUUUUUUUCAACAUUAUGGUUUUGUUUUUCAUGACUGGCUACAGAAUCUUUUUUUUUUCCCACAAUGUGCCAUUUGAGUUACAAGCUUUGUGUCCAUCAGCCUUAAAUGCAGUGUUGAAAUAACUACAGUAGGAUAGUAGUAGGCCUUGGAAUAUUGCAGCCUUGGUUGUUAAUAUAUUUGUCUUUGAACCCUUAUGUACUCUUGAUUGUGUUACUAAAGGAUCAGGCCAUAUCAGAGAAACUGCAUUUAAUUUUUUCUAGGUGUUUAAUCAAUGUCACAUACUAAUUCUACAAAAAUAUAUGAAUCAGUGUAUACAGUAGCAGAUAUUCUGUUUUAAAUCCUGUUUUUAAGCAUUAACUAAAGCAGAGUCACUUUUAAACAAGAAUACAGUGUUGAGUCUCAUAAAUCACAUCCUUGUGAAACCACUAUUUUAAUUCAGAAAUCUAAUUUCUCAUGGUAUAAAAUUUAAAAUUUAGUCCUUGGCACUUAUUCAUAUUAUAAGAUUUAUUUUGUCAUUCCCCCCCCCCUGUUUUUACAAAUGAGGGUUUUUUUCCCACUCAUCUCAUGGUGUAAAUGAUGUGUUGUAUCAGUGAGAAUGAAUGCUAUUUAUUUAAUAUGUGUGACUGCAGUGACUUGUUGAAUAACUGAUACUUUGUGUAUGUUGAAAAAUGGGUGCUUGUUUUUAUUUGCCAUUCACAACCACGUACAAUAUGUUGUCAUUUUGUAACAGCUUAAAGAAUGUUUAAAAAUAUACAUUAAGUAAAAAAUGUACAUUUUCUCAUCAAGGAAAAUGAAUAAAACUUAAGUGUUCUAUGG